This is a messenger RNA of Symbiodinium sp. CCMP2456, 6453 nucleotides long. NCBI's taxonomy places the organism in Eukaryota, Dinophyceae, Suessiales, Symbiodiniaceae. The record is from the annotation of a GenBank genome assembly.
AUGUGUGGUCUGCGCUUGGCCCUGGGCUUUCUCGCCUGCUGGGCCCUCGCUUCUGCGCUCAGCGACGCUUUCGCAGAGCCGUUGGCUUUGGAAGCCUCCACUGAAGUUCCCCUGCUGCUCUCCUUCACCACAGGCUCACAUCCUGAGUACGGUGUGCCCUUCGAGGAUGACGGCUCCACAAGGAUGAUGGUCUCCUUCCAGCUGACCGUCUUCUGUCAACCUCAGCUUGAAGUUUGCCAGUAUGUGGAUCUGGGGGAGAACAGCAACUGUCGAAAGGUCUUGGAAGCCCCUUUGCUGCCUCCGAUUCAGCGCUGCGUGAAUGGGCCGUUUGGCAUCAUGACCUUGGAGCUCCGGGGUACUUUGACAAGAAGCACACGGUACGACCUGCUGGUUCUGGCCACGCUGCCUUCAUCGGGCAAACGCAUCCAGACCUUCAUUGUGCGAACACUUCCUGCAGGUGCAUAUCUCGAUGUGACGCAGGUCACCGCACUGGAGGAGGCCACCGUGCAGAUUGUCCCGGAGUAUGUGACCAAGGCACCAGGUAGCAAGUACGUCACAACCUUCCAGGACGUCGUUCCCCAAGUAGCGAGUCCUGGAACCAAUCUGCACCAGUACAGCUUCAUGCUGGCCGGCUCCAGCAAUCCGUUUGUGGCUGGCGAUGAGAUUCGUAUCUUCUCAUCCCCCUUCCUCUUCGCAGACGAGGGCCUGAGCUUUGGCGGCUUCUGUCCGGGCUUCGACGUUGCCGGGUUUGCUGAUCCGCUGAUGCAUGCCACCUGCACCAUCGAGUCCAUGCCCGAGGAUGGCCGUGCAGGCUACAACAUGCUGGUGCUGCGCUUUAGUUCUGGAGCUUCCUUGGGCACCACGGCACAGUACUUCCGUGUAUCGCUUGCGACGGCAAAAGGUGAUGGUUCGAUCGGCUACUGGUAUGCGGCUUCUCGAGAUGGAGCAGCGGUCUUCGACAAGGUGAUCGCGGCUAGCCGACCUUUCUUUGUGGAACCUCAAGUGGAUGUCUUGGCUCCAGGGUUUGCUUCGGCACUGACCACGUUUGCAGCCCGGCAGCCGCUGCAGCUGACAGUGUUCCCUCGGGUGAACAUCCUCGGGUCGACUGCAAACCCGGAGAAACUGCGUGUGAUCUCGCCGACGUUCCAUAGCAUCACCUCCUGUUCAGUCGACUCACCUCGGCCCGAGGUGCAGCUGGUAGGCCUUUUCGCGGCAGCGUAUUGCGAGCUCUUCUUCGAGGACAACCAAAACCUGUACGCUCACCAAGCGGUUCGGAUCAACCUGGACGUUACAAACCCGGAGGUGGCGCUCCCAGCCGAAGACUGGCAGGUGAUUGUCGAAUCUGCGGACGGUUCUAUGUCUGCGACAACCCUGCUUCGUGGAUGGCCUGUUGUGGCAGCGCUGCAGCAGGCUUUCCUUGUGCCGAUGACGAUGGAAUUCGCCAAGUGGAACGAGGUCCAGCUCUAUUUCAAGCCACGUAGCAACUCGCCGGAGGAGGCACGGGCUUUGCUUGUGGCGCCAUCGGCAUUCCGCUUUGAAGUUCCAUGCGCCUUCGAGAUUUCGGCAGGGUUCCCCGAUCCCGGAGUUACAUGUUCGAAUCCUCUCUCCGACGUCGGCCGCAAUCUCUUCUCCCUGCAGUUGCCGAUGUCGGUGGCCUUUUUUGCAGACACCUUUUAUGCUGCGAAUGUGUUCCCGUUGCGGAAUCCCUAUCCGGGCAGCUUCUUUGGCCUGGAUGACUUACCUUGGAGGAUUGACAUCCUUACGAGGAAUGGUGAAGUACUGGAGACAUCCCGAAGCAUCCCCUUCGGCCCGUACUUGCAGGGCUUCAGUAUCUACCCGCGAGUGGUGUCUGCAGGCUUGGUGCAACCAGCAGUUCGGGCGCCGUCCGUGCAGAAUGUGGUGACGUUGCGCUUUCGGCUGGCUGUCGCCAUAUCGGUCCAUGGCGAGCGGCUCCGAAUCACAGCACCUCAUGGCUACCGCUGGCCAAUAGGCGGUGAUCCGAAACUCUUCGUGAGGGAGUCGCCUGUGACGCUGUCUACGUUGGUCUACGACCCGUCAUUCCCGCCGGCAGUUGAGCCACAGAACCAGUUGGAGCUGACGCUUGUCAAUCCUCAGAUAUCGGCUGGCUCCGACAUGCGCCUGGAAGGAACGGUUUGGAACGCGGCCAGAGAUCCAGAGCUCCAAAACAUUUUCCAGAGCGCAAAUGUCUGGAUGCUGGAGAUGUACGAGCCGGGAGCUGGCUACCUCUUUUACGAGACCCGGAAACAAGCGGGGAUCUUGCCAGGCUUCGCUCUGCAGGCCAUCACCGGGGCAGAAGUCCUGCCAUGGCUGCCGCUCUCCUCCACGCUUCCACUUCCGAUCAUGAUCAGCUUCCGCCUUGGGACGAGCUUUACGGCACCUGCAGGAGUCUUGGCUGCUCUGGAGCUGCUGGCGCCCAGUGGCUUCAGCUUUUCAGAGGCGUGUACGUUCAGCAGGAUCUCCCCACUCCACCUGGAAGUUGAUGGAUUCACGUGGCUUCCAGAAGGCUCUUUGUCGGCGUGUGCUGGGCUUUAUGAAAGCCCCGAGAACCAGAGCACUGCGGAGGCCUCUGUGCAGGAUCGGCAAGUGGCACUUCUCUCGCUCUUUCCAGGCACCACACUCCAGCGUCGGUUGCUAUACGCACUCUACGUUGAGGUGUUCAUCCCGAGCAGCUUCCCGCUGCAGAAUUCCUGGCGUCUUCGCGUCUUUCGCAACGACAGCGGCACUGUGGAGUCAGCGACGAUCCCGGGCUUUCGACAGGCAGAACAGUUGCUGUCGGCUUCCUACCACCCUGGGACGGUGGACACCGGCGAGGACUUGAGGUCUGGAGCAUCAGAAAACAGGGUCAUGUUCUCGCUGCAAGCUGCUGCAACUGUUCCUGUCGGCGGCGCACUUCGCAUCACUGCACCAUACCGCUUCACCUUCGCAGUGGAUUGCCUCUUCUCCAUUUCUCCCUCCGCUGGCAUCCUGGCAGAGCUCCAGGGCGCUCAGAUCUAUGAGGACUUGCCUCGACUGCAGUCCUGCGUCGGCCUGCAAAACACGGCAAGGCUCCUGUUGGCGGAGCGCAUGGACGCUGCCAUCCGCUACUCGUUUCGGCUUGCUGUGGCCAACCCAGCUCUACCCCAUCCCAGUGAUUGGCCAUUUCCGCAAGACAUCUGGCGCUUUGAGACUUUAGAUGCACAAGGUGGCGUGCUGGACGUGGCGCAGGUGAAGGCGUUCUUUCUCUGGACCUUCACUCGCUCCAUCCUGGUACCGUUUGUACUUGGCGCUGCGGAACAAGGUGUCGUGAGUGUGGAACUGGCUCCCUCGCUCACGCUUCCGCCUUUGGGCUCGGUGUUAAUCACAGCUCCGCCUGGCUUCCAGCUCCUGGCAGAGCCCUGUGUAGGCUUCUUUCCAGACACCUUCGGCAGCGCCGAGGGCUUCAGCCCUCUUCCUGCGGGGACGACCUGCAUGCGAGGACCUGGAGGUCCCAACGUAGUGAAGUUGCAGCUGGACGACUUUUCCUACCUCGCUGCAGGGGUCUUCCUGCGUUUCAAGCUUGGCGUGGUGAAUCCUUCCCAGUACAUGUCAGCAGCAGAAGACUGGUUCAUCGCAUCCGUUGAACAAACGGAUUUAGGUGACUCUUACUUGGAGCAGAAUCCUGCUGUUGCAGGCUUCUCGGUGCACCUCCGGCUCGCCUCUUUUGAGCUUCUUCCCAGCUCAGCAAAUGCGGCACGUGCAGCGACCGUCCGUAUCGAGUUCUCGUUACCAGAGGAUCUUGGAGUCUUCCAGGUGGUCUCCAGCACCGAGGAGAGCUUCAUCGUCGUGGACAUGCCGCCUUUCUUCGUUGCGCCAACGGAGGGAGCUGGAAAUCAGACCGUGGAGCCGGUGGUGGCAGACUUUGAGGCAGCAAACAUCCUCCUGAUGAAGCCUUGCGCAUCGUUCACCCGCAUCUCACCGGAUGCCGACUUCUUCCCAACUCAGGCAGAUGCUUGCAUUGCCCUUCCUGGGGCAAACAGCUUUCGUUUGCUCUUGACUGGGAAUUUGGACGUAGGACCCAGCUACAUCUUCGAAGUGGGGGUGUACAACCCUGCUCUUACAGCAGUUCGCCAGCAUCAGAUCUCCCAGGCCAAUUUCUGGCAGCUCCGCCUAGUGCGGCGAAGCGCGGGCCGUGAUUCCACGGCGGCUGGCCGCGCGGCGACGGGCUACCAACUGCUGCCUGUGCUGCAGGACUGUACUAUCACCGCGGCAACGAGUCCCAUCCCAGUGGGCUUCGACACCACCGUGGAGGUGGCUUUCCGCCCAGUCUCGCCAUUAAGUGCAGCCAGCGGCGAUCGCAUUGAGGUGCGACCACCUGCUUCUCUGCAACCGGCGCUUCCGUGCACGAUUUCAGUGGAUGGCGCGCCAGUCUCGGUCAGUUGCUUCGUAGAGAACAGCAGCCUGGUUCUGCGGUUCGAGAGCAGCGCAAUCGUGUUGGGAGACAGCCAGGUGCUCGCUGGGAUGUCUGUGAACUCUGGUGGAAUCCCGUUGACGGCCACUAGUGAGCAGAACCGCUGGGCAGUCGUGACCCAGAAUGCCGAAAACAAGACAUGGGACGAAGCACCAGACGUCCCAGGCUUCACGAUUUUCCCACGCUUGGAGGAUGCACGGGUCAAUCCGAAGGACGUCUCCUCGAUGUCGUUCGCGAACCAUGCGGAGUUUUCGUUCGCAUCCCCCGUGGCCAUCCCUUCAGGGUCUUCUGCCCGUGUUGUGGCACCUGGCGGCUUUACCCUCUUCGCCGCGACUUUCGCCGCAGAAUUCGCUGCAGAAGCAGUGGCAGUCGCCGAGGCGGAGGUGAUUGUCUGGAUUCUGGCCGCCAUCUCUCCUUCACAGCAACUCUCCUUUCGUCUCACAGUGGGAAAUCCCGCAGUCAGUCCGCCGCAGAAUCAAUGGACGCUCGAAGUCCAGAGUCCUCUCAAUGACACCCUGGCUCUCGACCGAGACAUACCAGGCUUCGUGGUUCAGUCAAGCUUCAACUCCUCCUUCAUCGAAGCCGAUGUGAACGAGCCUCUCGCGGAGAACUACGUCCACAUUACUCUGGCAGUGACCCAGCCGCUCUUUGCCGACAGCUUCGGACAGAGCCAGCAGUGUGCGUCCAGCGACAAGCUCUGCGUCUAUGCGACGUGGCUUGAGGUGGUAGCUCCGGAGGGCUUCGUCUUUGCAGCGACCUGUGGCUUUUGGGUCCUCCAGCGCGUCGGCUCGGCGCACCGAGGGCUGCCGCCAGGCAGCCUGUGCCUUGCAGACCCAGACCAUUCGAACAUUGCAAGGGUGCGGCUUUCUUUAACGUUGGAGGCCUUCACCCUCUACGAGUUCACUCUGCAGGUUCGCAACGCCCUCUCCGUGCCUCUCCACAAUGUCUGGGAGUUGAGGGCCGUACAGGAUGGCAUCGUCCGCGAACGUGACGCAAAUGUGGAAGGUUUCGCCCUUCGCCAACUCCGUACCGUGCGUGUCACGCCGGUCACAACACUGGCAGGUGCAGUGGAUAACGCGGUGACAGCCUUGCUCCGUUCAGAGCGUCCGAUCCCACCGAGAGCGACAGUGACCAUGGCUGCGCCGCUGGGCUUCAUCUUCGAUGCAUCCGAGGUCUCCAGUUCAUUCCAACAGGAAAAAGCUCCGCUUGUAAUGAACGACGUCACCUCGGAGGAUGGAACCGAGCCUUCGGGAGCAACAAUCCGUUUCUACGUGAGUCCACAAGACUAUGUGCAACCAAACACCUACUUCUUCGUAAGUGCGCGCAUCCGGAAUCCUUCAGCUACCCCGAGCUCCAACUAUUGGUACUUCUACAUCCAGAGCCAGUUCAUGGAGCACAUUGAUCUGCGCAAGUUUCUUCCUGGCUUCGUGAUGUCGUACCAGAUGCCCUACUUCCAGGUAUAUCCCAACUCUAUACCCUGGAAUCUGGGGACCGCCAAUGAUAUUUCGCUACUAUUUGUGACUUCGUCCGUGAUCUUUAUGGAAAGCUCGGAUGCUCUUCCAGGGACCACGAUUCUUGGUGGCGAGCUUCCUGAGAUCCAGGCUGCCUCAUGGCAGCUGUUGCUCGUGGCGCCCAGCGGCUUCAGCUUCCCGACACGCGGCCCUUUUUCGGAAUCGUGCUCUGGCUUCCAACGCUGGGGUGGCAAGGAGUCCUAUGACCAGCUCCCGAACACCCAGGGCACCCUUCGUUGCACAGUGCGCAAUGCACGCACUGUAGUGCUUGACGUCCCGGCGACGUAUGUGAACGAAACUAGAUACUCCUUCCGAUUGAAUGUGACCGUGGCAGAUCAGCAGGAGGAUGUGGCCCUCCAGCAGCCAUGGACCCUGACUGUGCUGGAAAGUGGCCAGAUCUUGCAUACUGGGGAGAGCCCGAGCCCCUUGCUGGGAGUUUUCUAUGAGGCGCAGUGGUUUUGGGCACCAGGCUCGCUUGUCGGCCAGAGCACGUGA